AUGUGGCUACCGUCCGAGUCGCAGACCGUUGAGACGGUCCAUGCGCUGUCAUAUAUUGCUCUGCAUGCCUCCUCAUGCAAGGAGCUUGAUAUCCUGGAGCUGUCGUCGAUUGUGCGCAGCUAUGACCCUCACUGCCUCACCAGGUGCCUCACGGUUCAAGGCAUUGGGUCGCGUGCACGGUGUCAUGACGCUGAGUGUUGGGACCUGACGUUGUUUUCUCCUACUCUCGCAAUUCACAUCUUGUUUUCGGAUAGCUUGCGACAUUCUAUAUCCAACCAUCCACCCCCGCACCUUCAACACCCUAGAACGCUUCUUCAGCAACAGAAACAGCCCGAAUCGCCUCAUCAACCCAACACCACCAUCCCCACUGCAUCAUACACUCCUCACGCAUUACCAAACGGCCUUCUCCACAGUCAACAUUCGUACGGUCAGACUACUCAAGACCAGCCCUAUUACACGACGCACACUUCAUAUACCACCGCCACCACCCCAAGUCAAUACCCUUCAAGUGGUCCCCAGGAAAUGAUGGCGACCACUCAAAUGCAGAGGCCAUAUCCGCCUAUCUACCACACUCCGCAGUCCAACUCGCCUGCGUCGGUAGCCUCGCAGAGUCAUGAGCAGCACAGUCGCAAUCUGUACACCCAGUCGCCCCAAAUGACGCAGCAAAUGUACGGAUAUCAGCCAUACCCCGCAAUGAACCCGGUGCAACCGUCUCCCUACGCUUCGCAGACCUCGCCUUCACAGCAUCCCCUUACGACACAGUCGAUCAUGAUGCCGCAUCAGACCAGCACGGCCCAAUUGCCCCAUCAGCCACAUUCAUCCACCACGAUCCCCAGUCCGAGCACUGCGACAGCACAGCAGCCGACUCCUCCCCAAAGAACCGUCUUGAACCCUCCGCUCCCAGCAACGACCGGAGCCCCUCUGUCCUCUGGUAGUGUGCAUCAUUCGAAUUCGUCCAGCUCGAGUGCCGCACCAGGCCCUAUCCCAGCUACGACGCCGCUGGUGGUCCGACAGGACAGCAAUGGUGUCCAAUGGAUUGCGUUCGAAUAUUCGCGAGACCGCGUGAAGAUGGAGUAUACCAUCCGGUGCGACGUGGAGUCCGUGAACGUGGACAAUCUCAGCCAAGAGUUCAAGACGGAGAAUUGCGUGUACCCUCGAGCGUGCUGCAGCAAGGACCAAUACCGGGGCAACCGGCUGGUCUACGAGACUGAAUGCAAUGCCGUGGGUUGGGCGCUGGCAGAGCUGAACCCCUCGCUGCGCGGAAAGCGUGGUUUGAUCCAGCGCGCUGUCGACAGCUGGAGGAACAGUAACCAAGACCCCCGACUCCGAAGCCGACGCGUACGGCGCAUGGCGAAGAUCAACCGUCGCCAGACCAUGCCCCCGCAGCCCCCGCCGCAUAUGGCUACUGCCGCCCCUGUUGCGCCAGGCGUCGCGAGCGCUACCAUGGCCGCCCCUGGCCCUCGUCCUGGAUUGGGUCCUCUCAGCAUGGGCCCCCCGCAACUGCAUCACCAUCAUGCUCAGCCCGAAGGAAGUGCGAGUAACGAGGAAGUUAGCGUUUCCCCUUUUGGCCACACCGUUACCUUCACCCAUACCCUGAUGUGUUUUCUUUACUUCGACGCUCGACGUUAUACCCUCUUGCUGCUGGAAUGGUUACUUUACGUGCACUUCUGUCCUGCAGACUUCGGGCAUACUACCACUCGCCCUCCUGUCUCCGAAGCUCACCCACCCUCAGCUCACUCACCAACCGACAUUCGCACCGCGCAGGUGUUCCAUGGCUACCCUGCAUAUCCUCCGCCUGCGAACACGGCGGCCGGCGCCCGCGGCCCUUCCAUCCCUCCUCUGAUCCGCGACAGCGGCAUCGCAAGCUUAGGGCGACACCAAACCGUGGCCACCUCCACCAGCAAGCUGGACGAGAUGGACACCGACGAGGUCGACGACGAAGAACGCAAUCCGUCAACCGACGCGCUCUUCGGCACGUUCCCCGAGGGUAAACGCCGCAAGUUCAUCCUCGUCGACGACACCCAGCGCAACUGUCGCGUCCGCGUCAAGGUCAUGCUCGACCAGGUCGACAUGAACGAGAUCCCCGACUCCUACCGCAAGGCCAACUCCGUCUACCCCCGGACGUACUUCCCUGUGCAGAUGAAGAACCCUCCGGGUCCUGUCGUGCCCGGCAAGCGGUACAUCCGCGACGACACCGAGACUGACGAUGGCGACGCGACCAUCGGGCGGAUCCUCGUCCCGGCGCCCCAGAUGGACGGCGACAAUGAGGCCACCGUCCCGCGGCUAUCCCGGGCCCGUCGCCGCAAGGACGUCUUGCUGAACGACUUGGGCUGUCGGAUGAGUUGGAGCCAGAGCCGUGUCUUUUCAGGCCGGAUGCUCUUUUUGCAGCGAUCAUUGGACGCAUACCGGAACAAAAUGCGCAGCACCAUGCUGGCCGCGGGCCAGGAACCAUCGUCCAUCCCUGAGCAUUUUGAAACCCGCGCAGGCAAGCGGAAAUUCCUCGAGCGUCGCCGAGGAGCUGGUGCCCCGGGUCGCGGUGCGCAUGUCUCUGCUUCCCGCCGCAGCGCGGAAGAGGUGGAGGCAUAA
This is a messenger RNA of Aspergillus terreus NIH2624, 2586 nucleotides long. RefSeq lists its product as uncharacterized. NCBI's taxonomy places the organism in Eukaryota, Fungi, Ascomycota, Eurotiomycetes, Eurotiales, Aspergillaceae. The coding region runs from base 1 to 2586 and encodes 861 amino acids. The transcript is spliced from 6 exons. The record is from RefSeq and is a predicted model, not a curated record.